Nicotiana attenuata is the source of this 1186-nucleotide messenger RNA. Its product is annotated as putative late blight resistance protein homolog R1A-4. Lineage: Eukaryota; Viridiplantae; Streptophyta; Magnoliopsida; Solanales; Solanaceae. The transcript has 2 exons. Gene Ontology annotation, molecular function: alpha-tubulin binding. Bases 164 to 565 code for a protein of 133 amino acids. The record is from RefSeq and is a predicted model, not a curated record. Gene Ontology annotation, biological process: protein folding.
AUGUAUUACCAGAAUUUUAUGAAAAGAUUUCCCAAUCUUGAAAAGCUCAUUUGUCAAUUAUAUCGUUCAGGAAACUCGUCUAGCAAUUUCUUUCCUAGUUUUGACUCUCUUAGUCAACUGAAUUCUCUCAAGAUUGGUGUCUCUGGGGAAUUGGUAGAUCCCUAUGGAUGGUUUUGAAGACUUUACAUAUCCGUUAAACCUCAAGAAAUUAACUUUAGCAUGUCUUGAACUCCCCUGGAGUAGAAUCUUAACUAUCAGCAGGUUAUCCAACCUUGAAGUUCUGAAACUCGAAGGAAAUGCCUUCAGAGGGAGACAAUGGGACGUUAAGGAUGGGGAAUUUCCUAACCUUAAAGUUUUGAAAUUAAAGGAUCUACGAAUCUCAGAAUGGACGGCCUCUGAUGACUCGUAUCCCAGCCUACAGAAAGUACUUGUGCAAUGGUGUUGGAACCUAGAGGAAAUCCCUGAGAGCUUCGGAAGCAAGUGUACGAUGCAAAUGAUUGAGGAGAUACUGCUGGUGUUGCUGGUUGUGAUUUAUUUGGCGGCGAUGCUAACAGGGCAGAGCUAGGUGCGGAACGGGGUUCAGCCAAAUCUUUUUGCCAAAAAUUACACUGUGUACAUAAGAUUAAAAUUUAUUUUCAUAUAUAUAGAUUAGAUGAUGAAUUUUCUUUUUCGCGUGUUUACUUUUUUUAAUUUUUAAAUAUUCUUGAUAAAAAUUCUGCAUCCGCCACUGAUUACUACUAGUAUGUUGCACUUGAUUGAAGUUGGUCAAUCUGUUGUUUAAAUCUCAGUGGCUAUCUUUUACGUUAUUUAUCUUUACUGAGUAUUAGGUGACUUAUAUGUUUCUUUUUUACUAUAUAUGCUUUUGAGUAUCAGGACAAACGAAAGCUAUCUUCUUCAAUUUCAUUGUCUCUGUACUUAAUUGGUAUUUUCCCAUCCCUUAUCCUUCCACUUUACAUGGCUAUUUGUAUACGGUUGAAAUCAGGUAUGCCCGAUUUCUCAAACUCGAGGGGUCGUCUUAAGUUCGAGUUCAGGCAAGGUCGAGUUCGAGCCCGAUGGAUCAGACUCGAGCUCGAAGAUGGGAUGCAAUGCCCGAAGAUCGAAGUACGAUGAAUACCGAAGCCGAGUAUGCUCGACCCCGAAAUAAUGCCGUUAUGGAUUUCUAACAGAAUGAGCGAGAUUCCGCCAC